Molecule: messenger RNA, 999 nt
Organism: Pyrgilauda ruficollis (rufous-necked snowfinch)
Lineage: Eukaryota; Metazoa; Chordata; Aves; Passeriformes; Passeridae
Exons: 7
Coding region: 385-999 (204 amino acids)
Source: RefSeq, a predicted model, not a curated record
CUCCCUGGGAGCAGCGGGGAUGACCAAGGACAGCUGCUGCCCCGGGAGAAGGUGGCGCGGCGGGAGCUGCGGGCGGUACCCGCGGGCUGCGGUCCCGGCCCUGCCCAGCCCGUGUCCGCCCUGCAGCGCUGGACGCGGGGCUCGCUCCCUUCGCCUGUCCCUGCCGUGCCAGCGGCAGCUGUGCCGGGAACGGGAAAAUCCCCUUUCUCGGGCAGCAGCGCCGGGAGCCAGCGGGUGGUGCCUUCAGAACUCCGUGAGAAAUGGGAAAACUGCAGCUGGAGUGCUGGAAGUGGAGAGUCUGCAGUGAACGCCUGGGCAGUGUCUGACCCCAGGUCUUGGAAGCUGUGUGGAGAUUCCUCCCUGGAGCAGGGUCACCCCGUGAGGAUGAGCCACAGGGAUUCAGUCGUUGGACCAGGACAGGAAAAAUCAUCAAACUCCUCCCAUCUUUGCCAAAAGCCUCGGUGUCUAAGCAGCCAAAGCCAAGAGGCUUCAGCACCAGGGGUCUGCGCUGGAGGGCUCCUGGUCCUGCCCAGGCUGUGGGUGAGCCAGGGCUGGCACAAGGACUCGUGCAGGUCCUGGUCUGGCACCGGAGCUGCUGCCCUUUGGAGCCAUUGUAAAGGUACGAUUACAGAACAUUUUGGAGGCUGUCUCCAGAAUUCCAUUUGUAGCUGGAUCUCGCUCCAAGUGCAGCAGCCAGGCUGUCCCGCUGGAGCACCCUGGCCCCUGCCGUGCCUGAGACACAGAGAGCCCCGGCCAGAGCUGCUGUCACUGCCAGUAACCAAGGGAUGGGACUGGUGUGGGUUCAGAAGGAUUUAUUGCUCGCACAAACAUCAGCUCAGAGGCCCUGAGACUUUAAAGGAAUGCUGGGCUUACCCCUGUGGACGUGCGCUGAGCUCUCGCUGCAGGACCCUGUCAGGCCCCGAUGGCUGUGAGUCAUGUUCUUCUCACGGGGCAACUGGAAAUAAUUGUCAGUUAAUUGCAGAAGGAAUGAAUGAAUGA